This is a messenger RNA of Schizosaccharomyces japonicus yFS275, 500 nucleotides long. RefSeq lists its product as hypothetical. Lineage: Eukaryota; Fungi; Ascomycota; Schizosaccharomycetes; Schizosaccharomycetales; Schizosaccharomycetaceae. The record is from RefSeq and is a predicted model, not a curated record. Bases 246 to 500 code for a protein of 84 amino acids. The transcript has a single exon.
CGUUAGUAGAAUAAAGUUGUGUUCCUCCCUUAGUCUUGUCCUGCUGUACCCACCACUCCGUCGUCUCCUUGCUUCGCUUCUCCCCUCUAUUUCUUGCCUCGCUUCUCCCCUCUAUUCCUCGCUCCGUAACCACCCGCCCUCCCGCUAAGUCGCGCUAAUUAAGAUAACACAUCGUAACGAACUUCAUUAUAUACCCAGCGUGCCCAGCAUAGCGGAAAACGAAUUCUCUCCUACGACUACUCUCCAUGCGCCCAAAGAUUCAGUCGGAAGGACGAUGGCUCGAACGCGACGUCCGGGUUGACCGGCGACUGCAGGACUUGGAAAUCGAAAACAGAGUGCUCCGCGAGCGGAAUGAGCUUCUGGAGCAGCAGCAGGCGCACUCGUCCACUUACGACGAGACCCUGCUGUCUGUUGACCACGUACUCGAUAGCUUCAUAACCAUCGUCGACAGUCUCGUACAGCAGGGCGAACGCGUCCUCAAGGAUUGCGAGGGCCAGUGA